This is a messenger RNA of Nicrophorus vespilloides, 1966 nucleotides long. Its product is annotated as protein decapentaplegic-like. Gene Ontology annotation, molecular function: growth factor activity; cytokine activity. The record is from RefSeq and is a predicted model, not a curated record. The transcript has 3 exons. Lineage: Eukaryota; Metazoa; Arthropoda; Insecta; Coleoptera; Silphidae. Gene Ontology annotation, biological process: BMP signaling pathway; SMAD protein signal transduction. Gene Ontology annotation, cellular component: extracellular region. The coding region runs from base 542 to 1693 and encodes 383 amino acids.
AUAAAUCAGGUUUUAUAACGAGUAUAUUAUAUAUACAUAAUGGUAUAUUUCUCAAGCACUGUAAUGUCGGAAUGAGCGUGGUGAAUAUAUGAGAAAACGAGUAUAGAGAGAUAUAGUUUUCGUAUGAAAAGUAGUCAAGUUAUCUCCUUCUGAUGUUGGCUGGUUAGCGACAGAAAGUCUACACACGAAGGCAGUCUCAGUCCAGCAGUGAACUUCCAGCGAUAAUCUGUCUCGCGUAAUUAAUAAAAAGUGUCGUGUGGGUGCAUUUCCUAAUUUACGUGUGUCCGCCGUUAUUUCUUAUAUUCUUGGUACUAUUUGGGAUCCCUUGUGUGAUAUGACCACCGCAGCGUGGUCGGCCCGUACCCGCUUUUCCACCAGAUCCCUGCAAAUUCUUGCAGGAUUCCUCUUGAAAUGUAGUGUGAUUCUGUUAUAAAGUGAACGAGGUGUGCUGUUGUUGUUCUUAUCCGACGGACAAGCUCCAUUCUCCACCACCAACGAACCACAAUCACGGACCGCUUCUCUUAAGGAUCUCGUUGCGAGGAUGCAGGUGAUGAACGUUUGCACGAUGACGGUGCUCGCUGUCGUACUGGUCGAGAUGUCCUGGUGGACGUCGGCCUCAGAAGUGCCGAAACAAUUUGAGGACAAUCUAAUGUCCAUUCUAGGACUCCACAGGGGACCAAAGAUUGACCGCAGCAAGGUUAUGAUUCCCAAAGUGAUGGUCGAUCUCUACGAGAGGCAGACUGGUCAAAAACUUGACACCACGUCCAUCCUGAAACCUGGAGUACACACUCACACUGCGAACACGAUGCGAAGCUUCACACAUAUAGAAAGUCCAAUCGAUGCUCGUUUUCGUGGACAUCACAAGUUUCGUUUGAAGUUCGACGUGACUAACAUACCAGAAGGAGAGCUCUUGAAAGCAGCUGAACUCACUCUCAACAGGGACGUGGUGAAUUGGUUGGCGCAUGAAGACCAAGACGACUUCUACCAGCAGGUUCUAGUAUAUGAUAUAAGGAAAGUGGGCAUCAAAGGGAAACAACGUCCGACGAAAAGAUUGAUCGACUCAAAACCGGUGGACAUUAGAUUGAACAAGACCCUGAGUUUGGAUGUGUUGACCGCAGUGCGUAGAUGGAUGGCGACGCCGAAGAGUAACAACGGAUUGCUGGUGGAGAUCACUGGACACGGGAAGAAAAAACCUUCGAAACAUGUGAGAUUGCGCAGAGAUACGGGGGAGAACAACAGUAGUUGGUCCGGGAAGCAACCGUUGCUCUUCACAUACACGGACGACGGACGUGAUAAACAUGUGGUUGGAGAAGCGUUGGCAGCGAAGAGGGCACGGAGGGCAUCCAACAGGAAGAAGAAGGGUAAAAAGGAGACGCGCGAAAACUGCAGGAGGCUCUCGAUGUACAUGGACUUCGCAGCCGUCGGUUGGAACAAUUGGAUCGUAGCACCGCAAGGUUACGAUGCGUUUUAUUGCCACGGGGAAUGCAGUUUCCCUCUGGCAGAGCACCUUAAUACGACGAACCACGCAAUUGUGCAGUCCCUCGUCCAUUCCGUGAACCCCCGCAAGGUUCCCAAACCGUGCUGCGUUCCAACGCAGUUGAGCGCCAUUUCCAUGCUCUACUUGGACGACGAGAACAAAGUGGUGCUGAAGAACUACAGGGAAAUGGCAGUCGUCGGCUGCGGGUGUCGGUAGUGCACAGUUUAUUUAUUCCGCGUCUGUGAUCUGACUUUUUAAGGAGGCUACUGUAGUUUAAGGAUUGAUCCCCGCGCGGCUCAACGAUGCAAACAAAAGCAACCCUCCAGUUGAGAUGAAAAGUGCAUACUUGAUUAUAAUACAAUAAUGUAUGUAAAAAAAAGAGCAACAAGAAAAGAAAAGAAAAAACAAUUAAAUUAUUCCUAAAUUAUUGUGGUGAUGUGUUUUAAAUAUCGGAGCCGCCGACCCAGUGUAAUAUUAUUUUUUUUUAUA